Fomitiporia mediterranea MF3/22 is the source of this 207-nucleotide messenger RNA. RefSeq lists its product as uncharacterized. The transcript has 2 exons. The record is from RefSeq and is a predicted model, not a curated record. Bases 1 to 207 code for a protein of 68 amino acids. NCBI's taxonomy places the organism in Eukaryota, Fungi, Basidiomycota, Agaricomycetes, Hymenochaetales, Hymenochaetaceae.
AUGGAGGCCGCCUUGAAACUUGAUAGGCGCAAAGAGCUAGCGGAGUUGGGCAAAGCAAGCGGUGGUGUUAUCCCUGGUGGAUCGAGUAAGUCCGGAUGGAGCGCUGCUCGCCAUGCAUAUGCACUUCAGGCUCUACUCCGGCGUGAUAUAUGCAAUUCAUCUAGAUGCAGGAAACGUCUGCUUGAUAACUUCGAUCCGACCUUGUGA